Eufriesea mexicana is the source of this 703-nucleotide messenger RNA. Its product is annotated as transmembrane protein 147. NCBI's taxonomy places the organism in Eukaryota, Metazoa, Arthropoda, Insecta, Hymenoptera, Apidae. The coding region runs from base 14 to 703 and encodes 229 amino acids. The record is from RefSeq and is a predicted model, not a curated record. The transcript has 4 exons.
UAUUACCGGAAAGAUGACAUUGUAUCAUUUUGGGAAUUGUUUAGCUUUAGUUUAUGUUCCAUAUUACCUUACUUAUAAAUAUUCAGGCUUAUCAGAGUAUGGUGCAUUUUGGAAAUGUAUUCAAGCUGGAGGUAUUUAUGUAUUUACACAAUUAGUAAAAAUGUUGGCACUUGCAACUUUCUUCCCUACAACAGACAAUGUAAGAGGUGAAGGUUUUGAUUUAAUUGGUGAAUUUUUAAAAUCUUCAAUAGAUUUAGCUGAUUUAGUAGGAAUACUAUUGGUAUUAAACAGUAUACCUGGUAAAGGGCAUGCAAAAGUUUUAACUGCUGGAGUGGGAUGGGCUGGAGCUGAAGUAUUACUCACUAGGUUCCUACUAUUAUGGGUAGGAGCCCGGGGUGCAGAAUUUGAUUGGAAAUACAUUCAGAAGAGUCUUGAAUCUAAUAUUAAUUUAGUACAACAUAUAACUACAGCAACACUCGUGUGGUUAUGGUCAAGACAUGAUUUAAAACGAGGUUUAGUUCCUAUAGUAAUUGGUAUGCUUAUACUUACAAUCUAUAGACCACUUAUUUUAGAUUUUCUCGUUGUAAUUUCCUUAACUGGCCCGUGGUCAACUCUCGUUGUUAAAGCUAUUACUACUUUUAUCAUGGGUAUUACAACACUAUAUAUGUAUGCAGGUCUUGCUCAUUCUAUAGGUAUAUUUUGA